AUGUCUACCGAUAACACUUCCACUCUCAAGUCCUACGUCGACUCCGCUACCGGAGCCGUCCAGAACGCUGUCGGUUCCAUCAUUGGCAGCAACGGCGAUCAGGUCGAAGGACAAGCCAAGAAGGAGAAGGCUCAGGCUGAGUACGAUGCCUCGCAUGCCACAGCCAAACUCCCCGGCUUCACAGCUUCUUCGUCCGGCGCCGUGACCAAGGACCAUCCCGAUCGCAAUGCCGGUUCAUACAACCAGACUGCCGGUGCUGCUAAGGAGUUUGUCGGAGGAGUGCUCGGCAAUGAGAGCCUUAAGCAGUCCGGCCGCGAGCAGAACCUUCAAGGUCAAGAGCAAGAAGCCAAGGGCCAAAUCAACGACUACGUUUCCGGUGCCGCCGAUCGUGCUGCUGGAACCCUCGGCAGCGGUAUUGCCGGCCUGACGGGUGACCGGGUCAAGCAAGCUGAAUACCAGGACCAGCACGACACCGGCAAGACUCAGCAACGCGGAGCCGAACACGACAUUGUCAAGCAGGCAGAGGCGAAGCAGUAA
Molecule: messenger RNA, 537 nt
Organism: Podospora anserina S mat+
Lineage: Eukaryota; Fungi; Ascomycota; Sordariomycetes; Sordariales; Podosporaceae
Exons: 2
Coding region: 1-537 (178 amino acids)
Source: RefSeq, a predicted model, not a curated record